GAGAAAGAAAGGGAAAAAGUAAAAAAAAAUUGAAGGGGUUGCAGUCAAAUGCACCUGGUUUCUCCCACCAUCUUUGCCCACUUUUUUCUCCGGUCUUAACCAGCCUUCUGCAGACCCCUCCGACGCCCAGGGUAACUCCACGGCGUCGUAAUUAACGUCUUUUCUCUCUUCCAAUCCCUAGCUCAUUAUCUUCCCCCACAAUGCAAUCCGUGUUGAUCGCUGCAGAGGAAUCGCAUAUUCUCAGAAUAUUAAACAGUAGCUUCCAAACCCUAGACUCCAUAAAAGACCGCAUUUCUCAUAUUUUUGCUAAUUUUUUCUGCUCCAAAUACUUCAGCAUUGACUUAAUUGAUACAAGGUAUAGAGGGAUUGAUGAGGUAAAAACAAGUUAUAAUCAGAAUCAAUGUGAGUUAAGUGAAAACGGUAGAAGGCAGUCGGAGCCUUCUGAUGGUGAUGAAGGGCAAUGUUCCGGUGCCGUUUUUAACGUUUUAGAUACAAUGUUAAAGGAUAGUUUGGAUCGCUUGAAAACAAUGAGGCAAAGCAUAUCCUGGGAUGCUAUAGGCCGUGAAUGCUGUGACUUUGAAGUAAAUUAUAAGCGAGAUAUAACUAUCAUUAGAGCUUUAUGCUUGGAGGGUAAGUUGGGGGUAGCUCUAUCUCUCUGGUAUAUGAUGAUACAGAAAAGUGUUAUUCCUGAUAUUAUCACCCAUAAUUAUCUAAUAAACGGCUUCUGCAAAACUGGUAACUUGGAUAAGGCAGAGUGGCUUGUCAAAGAGAUGUUAUUUAGGGGUCCUCCUCCUAAUUGUGCGACCUACAACACUUUAAUAAAGGGUUAUUGUCUUCAAAAGGAUAUUGAAAGGGCUCUAAAUUUGUUUUCCACAAUGGCCAACAGUGGUAUUGGCCCGAAUAGAGUUACUUGUAACAUUAUUGUACAUGCUCUUUGUAAGAAAGGUCUGCUGGAGGAUGCAAGAAAGCUUCUUACGGAAAUAUUGGGUGAUACUUACCCUAAGGACACGUCGAAUUUGAUAACAUCAACUAUACUAAUGGACGGUUCCUUUAAGAAUGGAGAUAUAAAUCUGGCUCUCACUUAUUUGGAUGGCAUUUUUUGCGGGGGUAUCCCACUUGAUACUGUUUUCUAUAAUGUUGCCAUUCAUGGAUUCUGUUUGAUCGGAGAUAUAUCCACUGCUUAUAAAUAUGUCUGCGAAAUGUUUAAGCGUGGUUUUCUUCCUGAUAUAUUUUCUUACAAUACUCUUAUUGGCGCUCUUUGUAAGGAAGGACGGACCACUGAGGCUUGUUAUAUCUACAAUGUUAUGUCCAGGAUGGGUGUUUCUCCUGAUCAAAUCACUUACAAGAUGAUUAUACAAGGGCUAUGUUUUCAUGGCGAUGUAAUAAAAGCUAAUCUGUUUCUUCAUGCUAUGUUAGAUGACUCUGUUGUGCCUCAACCACUCAUCUGGAAUGUGAUAAUUGAUGGUUAUGGGAGGUGUGGUAAUAUGCAAAAAGCAUUGUCCAUCAGGGAACAAAUGGCUGCCUUUGGGGUAAUGCCAAAUACAUUUACUUAUAACGCUUUGAUCCAUUCACAGAUAAAAAGUGGAAAUGUUGUUGAGGCACAUUCGUUGAAGAAGGAGAUGGUUCUAAAUGGUUCUUUUCCAGAUUUGGUUACAUACAAUCUCUUGUUGGGUGCCUCUUGCAAUCUUGGUAACUUUCAUUCAGUGCUGCAGAUAUAUGAUGAAAUUGUAAGAGGAGGUUAUUACCCAGACAUAAUAACAUAUACUGAGCUACUUAAGUAUUACUGUAUACAAGGUUAUACAGAGAAGGCAGAAGAUCUCUUGGAAAAGUUACAGACUUUGAAUUUACAGGUUGAUCAUGUUCCAUUUCUGAUACUCAUGAAAAAGUAUUGCAAGAUGAGGGAGCUAGACAAAACAUUUGAACUUUAUCAGAAGUGGUUAUUGAGAAUGAGUUGAGAAUACCUUUAGUAUAGAGCAAUUGGUACUCAGGGCUGCAAAGAAUUUUCUGAUCCUUGGAAAUAUAGCUCCACCAUGGCAGUUUCAUGCAUUACGUUCAUUCAUUGAUGGUGGAUAUCUCCUGCAAGUUGAUGAUCUCAACUUGAAGCUAUUAUUGUUAACACCAGGCGGACUGCAGUUAGAUAAUGAAUCAGUAAACUCAGCUUAAUUGUGGAAUGGCUGGUAAUUUCAUACUCGGGCAGUCGGACUUUCACCUUCAGACAAUGGUCCCUGGGAGACAUUGAUCAGGAAACAUAUGCUCCAUUUGGUUAAAGGGGAUUAUUGAUUCCAUCAACCAUCUUUUUAAAAUUUUAUGGAAGCUACAGAGAUUUCAUUAUACAGAUUCAAACUUUGCCAGUUAUCUUCAAGCUCAAGGAGGAGGAAAUCUCUUUUUGAAUAUCUUGGUAAUGUUCACUGCACAGAUAUUGAUGAAGUAACUUACCUUAAUCAGGCAUUGUUCCCUCACCAGUUCUAUUGGUUCGCUUGUCAUCAUAUCUGCCGAUUUGGAUUUUGGAACAUAUCAGAUCUUAGCUCAAUUUUGCAGGUCUGGCCUGGCUUUUCCAACUUGUCUCUGGUGUGCUUCAUGAAACUCAGUUUUACUGCUCAAGAGCAGUGGACAAUAGGUAUCAUUGAUUACGCAGCCGUUGGGGAUGAGUUCGUUUUACAAAUUGAAUCUUAUCCUAGCCUACAUGUUGGAGAUCAAACCCUGCAGCUGCUUUUUGCUGUGUCUGUACAAGCAGCAUAUUCAAGCUGCUUCUGUUACUGGAGCUGAUGAGCAUUCUUAACAUUUUUGGUGGUAGUACGUGGUUAGGAUUUUACAGCGGCACCAUGGACAGAGGAACUGACCGUUCCUUUUCUGAUUAAAAUCUGCUGUUCAUUCAACUGCAGGUAUUCUACAUGUCAUUAUGGUCAUCUAGUUCUUUAAUUGGGUUCAUUCAGCGGUGGUAGCUCUUGGUCCGUAAUUUUUUACUUUUGCAUCUAUACGAAAAUGAAACACUUGAGAUUUUGCAGUUAUGGCAUGUUGCACAUGGUGCUAUACAAGCUGUUGUAUUAUUUCAGACCUUUGUGCAUACUGUUUGAGGCCAUAUGUUAUAUUAUCCCAUUAGACAAGUAGUAUUCGUGCUGUUAUUGGGAUGCUUUGUCAUAUAUUUUAUGCCAUGCCUGAUACCAUCAAGUGUUUUGUUCAA
Molecule: messenger RNA, 3181 nt
Organism: Coffea arabica (coffee)
Lineage: Eukaryota; Viridiplantae; Streptophyta; Magnoliopsida; Gentianales; Rubiaceae
Source: RefSeq, a predicted model, not a curated record